Messenger RNA from Vanessa tameamea, 1947 nucleotides. RefSeq names its product serpin B3 (gene serpin-10). The transcript is spliced from 8 exons. Gene Ontology annotation, molecular function: serine-type endopeptidase inhibitor activity. NCBI's taxonomy places the organism in Eukaryota, Metazoa, Arthropoda, Insecta, Lepidoptera, Nymphalidae. The coding region runs from base 140 to 1666 and encodes 508 amino acids. The record is from RefSeq and is a predicted model, not a curated record.
UGCACGUCAUUCACGAUCGGCCACAGCACGAACGCGGCCGUUCUUCCCGCGUAUUUUGACAAUAUAUUUUUUAAUCUGUGUAUCUUUUUAAAUUGUGCCUGUGCCUUGCGUUUAAUAGCUGGAGCGAGUGAUCUGUAAAAUGAAGCCGUUAUACUUGGUUUUAGUGGUAGCCGUCGGGCUAACAAGCGCUCGAUGGGUGCGCCGCCAGCGAUCGAACCAAAUAUCCGAAGUUACAAGUUUUGUUGGAGAAGCUACAAAUGAACUUUCUACGACUAUUUUACAGAGCUAUAUCGACGAUGAUAAAAACAUCGCUUUCUCCCCUCUUGGAUAUUCAACGAUUCUUGCAAUAUUAGCCGAAGGAGCACGCGGUGAUACGAGAAAUCAACUAAUUUCAGCUUUGCACUUACCUGAGGAUCAGAAUCUUACGAGAAAAACUUACCGUUAUAUAAUGGAUCGUCUUAAAUAUAGAAAUGAAUACAAAUAUAAUCAGCCAGAGUUGAAAAACUUCUUUUACGUUUAUAAAAAUUAUACAAUAAAUGAAGAUUACAAGAAAAUUCUAGAGGAUUAUUACUUAACUGAGGUACGAUCUGUCGAGAGAUCCAAUUCUCUCGAACCUAAAGAUGAUGUAGCGGAGAAGAAUGUUAAUAAUGAAGAAAUUCCUGAUAUAAUUCCGCCGAAAGAGUCUGAUGAGAAAUUAAUAACAUACGCUGUUGAAGAUAUUCCAGAAAAAGUGGACAUCUCUCAUAUGCAAUACAAACCGGCUAAGAAUAUAAAAGAACAGAUAAAACUAGUGAAGACUUCCGAAGAUUCAAAGGAAUUUGGCGAUGAGGAAGAAACUAUGGUCGCAGUUGAAGCAAGAAAUCAUGCGCGUAGUCUAAGAGUACUAAACGAAAAAAAUGAUAUAGCUUCAAGCAUUUCCGUCAAUAGUGUUGGAAAGAAAUCUAGCAAAACAAGUAACUCGUUGAUGUUGAUCUUCAACGGUAUGUAUUUCCGUGGGUCCUGGAAGAAACCAUUUACCAAAGUAGAACCAGGUGUAUUUUACAAGUCCAACACUGAGAAGAAGCAAGUUCCAAUGAUGAAAGCUCAUGGUACUUUUAAGACCAGCUCUUUACCAGAUCUGGACAGUGAAGCCAUUUUCUUACCUUAUGAUGGUGGUCGUUAUGCUCUGAUGCUGCUCGUUCCACGGACGCGCGACGGUCUUACAAGAUUGAUCGCUGACUUACCGGCAACAUCUUUACCGGACAUCCAAGAAAAUCUUAAAGAAGAGGAAUUACAAGUUUCAUUACCCACUUUCUAUGUAGAGACAACAACUAAGCCGCUCACAGCUUUGGCUAAGUUUGGUGUGAGUAGCAUCUUUGGUCGGGAAGCAGAUUUAACAGGAAUAUCUUCUAAAGAAGGUUUGUUUGUACAAGAGCUCGUACAAAAUGUAGCAGUGCGUGUUGACAACACAGAUUCGUCAGCCACAAUGAUUGGAGCAAGCAACGCUGACGAAGGAGCUGAUGAAUUGGCUUCAUUAAAGAAUCUUCCCUUAACUGAAAUCAAAGAACCCCGAAAGUUUUGCGUCGAGCAUCCAUUUGUCUUCUACAUCGUCGACCGUUUGGACAACUUAGUAGUUGUCGCCGGCAAAGUCACUGACCCACAGUCGCCAUCAGACUUUUCGCUAUAAAAGAAUACCGGAAUGGUAUUUGAAUUCAAAAAUCUUUUUAAUCUGUUAAUCUUAAAAGUUAAAAGACCCUGUUGUUAUUCAAGUUACGUCCCACUCCAUUAAGUUAAUAUUUUUGUGUGUUUUUUGCUGUGGAGUUUUCUUUUAAGAAAUAGAUAUUUCCAACGGAACCAGAUGCAUUUGAUAAUGAUAAAGUACACAGCUUAGGUUAACGUAGCGUUAAGUUUAUUUAUUAUUUAGAUAAUGUGAUAUUUUUAAGAAUAAAUUAUUUAUUUUUACAGAAA